AUGCCAAAACCUGUUUCCAAGGAGAAACAAGUGGACAAUGCCAAUAGAUUAAUCCAUGAUGAAUUGCAUUAUAACAGGUACUCUUUGUUGGUUGAACACCAACAAUUAGUAAUGAAUUUGACGUCUGAACUAAAGUUGGUGUAUGACAAAAUAAUGGCAGCGGUGAAUGAAGACAAAGAUCCAAUAUCAACAAUUGUAGAUAGUGCAUAUCCUGAAUUCUAUUGUCACUCCAAUGAUAUAGAUUACCUCCAACAAAGAGAAAUUCUUGCUUUGACUCUAGACAUGGUGGACUCGAUCAAUGAAUUUAUGGUAUCACUUAAUCAUAAUCCUGAGAAGACAUAUCUGAGUUCUGAUACAGUUUGUAUGUCUAAUCAUUCUUUUACGGCAUGGGAGUAUGUGCACACACCAGAAUUCCUAAACAGUAUUAAGUGUUCUGGAAUUCGUAAUCACUUAAUCACAUUGAAGGUAGGUGUACCGAUAAUGUUAUUGAGAAACAUAGAUCAAUCAUCAGGAUUGUGUAAUGGGACGAGGAUGAUCAUCAAAAGACCUAGAGAUCGGGUUAUAGAAGCUAAGGUUUUAUCAGGCAAAAUGGUAGGUGAAAAAAUAUUUAUCCCAAGAAUGAGUUUGACACCAUUGGAUGCAAGAAUACCUUUCAAGUUUCAGCGAAGACAAUUUCCCAUCAUUAUCUCAUUUGCUAUGAUCAUCAAGAAAAGUCAAGGCCAAUCAUUGUCUCAUGUUAGGUUAUUUUUGAAGAAAUCAGUAUUUACCCAUGGACAAUUAUAUGUUGCUCUUUCAUGGGUGAUAAGUAGGAAGGUAUUAAAGAUUUUAUCCUACGAUGAUGGAGGAAAUAUAACAAACGAAGUUAAAAAAGUAGUGUACAAAAAGUUUUUUCGUAAUUUAGUUUGA
This is a messenger RNA of Capsicum annuum, 906 nucleotides long. RefSeq lists its product as uncharacterized. The transcript is spliced from 2 exons. The record is from RefSeq and is a predicted model, not a curated record. Bases 1 to 906 code for a protein of 301 amino acids. Lineage: Eukaryota; Viridiplantae; Streptophyta; Magnoliopsida; Solanales; Solanaceae.